Molecule: messenger RNA, 4454 nt
Organism: Vicia villosa (hairy vetch)
Lineage: Eukaryota; Viridiplantae; Streptophyta; Magnoliopsida; Fabales; Fabaceae
Product: pentatricopeptide repeat-containing protein At1g06270-like
Exons: 2
Coding region: 291-1367 (358 amino acids)
Molecular function (GO): protein binding
Source: RefSeq, a predicted model, not a curated record
UUGAAAAUCCCUUUGGCAAGACUAUUCCCCCUCUUUGAAAUUUCAAAGUUUAAGGGCUUUUUAUUGGUUUACACUUUUCACUCUCUUUUUGAUUUAACAAUAAAAAAGUAAAAAAAAAAAGUGCCCCAUUUCUUUACUCAAAAAAAAAAAAAAUCUCUUUUUCGUUAACCCUAGCAAAACAUGCAGCCGCCACUGUAACUCAACGACCCCGCCGCUUCAUCCUCCGCACCGCCGCGACGAUAUCGUCUCUAUCCCCAAUCAACCACCUAGGUAUGUGCAUAACCACCUGAAUGAUCACUUUAUAUAGUCACAUAUAUCCACUCCAUGCAAGCGCACCAACAAUGCACCCUUCCCGUAGAUUCGUUCUCCGUUUCUUCCCUACCCUAAACCAAUUCCGUUCAUUCUCUUCUUCACCGCAAGAACUUGAACAUGCUCUUACAGCAUUAGUAGAAUCCAAAAACUAUGUUAAAAUUCCCGAUUUCAUUACCAAUGAAUUCUCACAAUCCCAAUCCCAAAUUUCAAACCCUUUCAAAUUUUUAUCUUCUUUUCCGCAUAAUUUACAAAUUCAAAUGGUUGAUGAAAUGUUGCAGUCUUUUAUACCUAUCAGACCACGCUAUAAGCCCAAGCUAGCUUACUCUUAUCUUCUGUCUUACAUUCUCCAAACUCCUCAGCCAUUCCCUCUUGCACUUGCUGUUUUACAACGGACUUUACGUUCUGGUUGCUUACCAGUUCCUCAGACUCAUGUACUUCUCUCGUCUGCUUGGCUCAACCGGCGGCAAUGUGGGUCGGAAUCUUCUGUAGCUGGUAUUUUACUUGAGAUGCAAGCAAUUGGGUAUUAUCCUGACUGUGGUACUUGUGGUUAUAUAGUUUCGUGUCUUUGUGCUGUUGAUGAAUUAGAGGAGGCGGUUAAUAUCGUGAAGGGUAUGAGUGGAGCAGGGUGUAUUCCUGAUUUGAAUUGUUUUGGGGUUGUGAUUAGUGCAAUGUGUAGAGUUAAAAGGACUGUUGAUGGUUAUGAUUUAAUGAAGGAAAUGGUGGUGAAGUAUGGGUUGACGCCGGAUCAUGGAACGGUGGUGAAAUUGGUGGCUGCUUUACGGAGGGAGAAAGAGAUAUGGAGAGCGGUUGAGGUGAUUGAGUUUCUGGAGAAGGAAGGGAAUGAUGUUGGGUUUGAGAGUUAUGAGAUGGUGAUUGAAGGUUGUUUGGAGAGACGUGAGUAUGUUUUGGCGGGGAAGGUUGUGAUGGGGAUGACUGAAAGAGGUUUUAUACCGUAUAUUAAGGUGAGGCAGAAGAUAAUUGAUGGGUUGGCGAGUGUUGAUGAGUGGAAGAUGGCUUGUGCUGUGAGACAAAGAUUCGCGAAACUCAAAUCUUAGUUGUUAAAUUAUUUAGCAGGGUUCGGUUUUUAAGCUAAACAAGUAACUAUUGCAAAGACGCGUAUCUUCUGCGUUUUGGCGUCAUUGUUCUUUUCUUGAUGGCGAAUGCUGAGAUAGAGGAUUGCUGCUCUAGGAUCUUUGACUUGCAAAUCAUUUGGAGGUCAAUUUUCCUAGUGUGCUGCUUAAUGCUUGACAGGGUAGGUAGCAUCCAUGGCAAUGCCACAAGUUCCAUCUUUAUCCAUAAUAUCACGCUUCAUCCUAACAUAACCCGAUUCACCCCAGUUGUUUCCCCAUGAAUUCUUCACAAUCCAAUACUUUUCACUAUUUUUUUCUCCAUACCCAACUAUAGUCAUGCCAUGAUUGAGAUCCUUUCCACAACUUCCAGAGAAGACACCUUUUGAAUAAAAUUGAAAUGCAUAGCCUCCGGCAUCAGAUGCAACGGAGACAGGCUGAUGGGUGACUGCAGCUUUUAGCAUUUUCUCGUUGCAAGCAGGUACAUUUUCAUAGCCGCUUAUAGUUACCACAUGGUUUUUAGCUUUAGUUUUGUUACAUUUACCAUUUGUUCCUGUAUAAGGAUAUUCUUUGGCAGUGACUAGCCCUCCAUGCUUUUUGAUGUAGUUGAAUGCUAUGUACAUGUCGCCACCUUCGCAGCCUUCAUUCCCACUUUUAGUAUCACAAUCUAUCAACUGUUGUUCUGAUAAAGAAACUAAAUUUCCUGUUUUUAUCUUGUUGAUGCCUUCCACAGCUGCCACUGCUGAGAAUGCCCAACAACUUCCUGCAUCAAGUUUUAUACCAUCAUCUCAGCUAGUCAGCUCUAAACACAAAUUUAAAAAAUGUUUAAGCAUGAUCUUUAGUUCGCGAACUCAUUAGUAGAUAAAUAUUAGAGGACUUCAAAUAUGUUUAGUUCUUAGGCAAUCCCUUAAGAUAAUGAGUAACUUUCUUUAUAGAUAUAACUAUGAGACUAAUUUAUCCUGUCAAAUUCAAAUUGCCAACACUGAAACACUUCAUAUAAAGUUCUUUUAGACUUAACGUUUGGUCGUGUUUGGAACUGAAUUCUCUACCGUUGGACAACUAACUACACGAGGCUCAAUUCUGACUCUGCAACUAAUUAUUUUCUCGCGUUUUAUUUUUCAGUUUUCUUUUACUAUGAAGAUUUUUUUUAAUGGCUGCAAUCUUCUAAAGUUGAAUUUUAACUGUUGAGGAUCGUGGUUAGUGUAUGUACGCAUAUCGUAGUGUUAUAUCUGAGAAAAUGAAUAAACUUGAUUUGAAUUAAAUUUUACCACAACGGCCUUGAUCUUUGACAUGUGUAACAGCACCUUUCUUCCUCCAAUCUAGGUUUCUUGGAAGAUCUCCAUGUUUAUGAUACUUGGUUUUUUCCCUUGCACGCGACUGAGGUAGAAAACCUAGAUACAUGCUUCUGAAUUCUUCAUUUGUAAGAUCUGCAAACCUGUUGUCCGUGAGCUUGUAAGAAUAGUUUCUCAAGUUGAAGAACUCUAUAAACUGAACAUUUGAUUGGUAAAUGUCAAAACGAUUUUCCCAUUCUUCUCUGUCCCUGUAAUGUCGUCUGUGUCGUUUCAGCCAAGUUUCAUACCUCUUCUUCAUAACUUCUGGAUUAGUUGAAUUCAUUUUAUGCAUUGCAGGGCUUGCACAUGCAGUUAUCCAUAGAUUGCACACGACAACAAGAUUGAGGAUAACAAUGGUUAAUAUUAUGAUCGUCUUCAUCUUCAUCUUCAUCUCCAAUUCUUAAUGCAUAUAGUGAAUGAUAGCAUUAGUUCUUAAUGUCUUGUUUAUUUUAUUUAUUUAUGUAUGCAUUACAAUGCAUAUUAAUUUCAGUUUAAGAGACGUUUUAUUUGCAUAUUUAUGUAUUUAUUUCCAUGUGUUUGGUGCUUGAGAGUUUUAAGCAAGACAAGAAUUGUGUAUCUCAUGUUUUUUGCAUGACCAUAAUGAAGGCGUACAUGUCUUGUUAAGAAUCUUCCAUAAUUUAGGCAGUUUCAGUUGGUGUGAAUAGUUAAUUCUUGUGUUGGCUUAUUGAAUGGAUUUAAAUUGAACAAAUGAUUCAAUUAGUGUAUGCUGUCACCCAAGAGCGCUUGGACGAGAUGAGAAAGGAUCUCUUUCCUCUUAAAUGGAGGUAUUGAGUUUGAAUUCAAUUCUGAGUAUGCAGCAGUGUUAAAUUCUAUCUGAGUUAGAGUUUUGUGACCUAUUUUAGUUCUCUCAGGCGCAAGAUGCAUAAUUCUUCUAAUAGUUUUAAAAGAUGUUCAUUUUUCUUUCUAUUUUCUAUUUCUAUUUUCUAAUUCUAUUUGAUGGCGAGUACAUUGAAUCUACAAACCCAUGUUUGUCUAAAGUUAAUGUCAUCUCAAUUUCUCAAAAAAAUAUUGAACUUAUUUUUCUUAGUCACAAUGGUAAGAUAUCCCACUAUACAUGCCUAAGAACUUAAAGAUGCCAUUAAUUAUAAUAUUAAACUCCACGAAGGUGCUCUUAAUCAUGUGCUAUGUCAAACUUUUAUCUCCUUAUAAAACUAAAUUAAUUCAAGUUUAGAUAAGAUGGUGGAAGAAGGUACUUAGAAAGACAUAUAUGCACAUUCACACAGAGAGAAAGAGAGCAUAUACCCUACAUGUGGGAAUGGUUUGGGGACAAAGCAAAGAAAGCAUAUAGUGCAUGGAAACAAUUCACAUGGGAGUAUAACAUGAUCUUCACUAUAACCCCUAACUUUUCCUUCUCUUUCACAGCUCAUACCCCAAAUCCCACAAGUCCUCACAAUUCUACACGUCACACCCCAUGCAUUACACAUUCUGAUUCUCGCAUCCAUGCAGUAAGUUACAUCAAUGUUUGAUUGAGAUCGGACGGUGUAAAUUAAAAAAAAACUUUAAAACCUAAACCGAACAAUCUUGUUCCAAAAACUUAAAAUCAACUUUAAAACCCAAAACCUAUGCGAUAUAAUAUCAAUCAAACAAUCACUAAAAUUUCAAAUUACACUAAUAGAAAAAAAAUCAUGUAUUAACCACUACACUCAUUAUAAAAAAUAUCUUAUAGAUGCACAUGGUCGUUGUUCUCCUCUAAGUUAAAGAUCAUUAAAGAUCACAAACCCAU